AAGCAGAUAGUACCUGAGUGCAGUUGUUACAGUCAAGAAAUUUUACCUGCAACCUGUUCAUCUGUUACCAGCCAUGUCCCGAGCAAAGACACCUGCUCCAGAACAUUACUAUGAAGAAUAUCUUUCUAAAAAAGACAAAAAUGACAAGGUAUUUACGAAGGUUUGGGCUGGAAUUCUAGGAAACUCUCUUUGCUUCUACUCCAAUCACAAGGAUUUGCGGAGUGUUGAUGUCAUCAGUUUGGAAAACUAUAUAUCUCUGAAGGAGUCUGGUGGCAAGUCUUCAUCAGAAAACCAGUUCACCUUGUGCCUGAAAGGAAGAGUAGUACAGCUAAAGGCGGAGUCAUUAGAGAGCCGGGAAAUGUGGCGCGCAUUUAUUAUCACCAUAGCAGAGUUAAGGAUCCCAGGAUCGCUAUGCCUGCUUCCUGGUCCUCUUCUUACUUUAAAGGAAGCAUUGGAGAAAGAAAUGGAGAGAAAAAAGAAAAAAGAGGCAGAAGCAAAUGAAACUCCCAGCUGUUUCUAUAAUGUGUCCCGGAUGGAAGCAGAGAGUUUACUGAUGCAAAACCCUGAAUGUGGCAACCUUUUACUGCGACCUGGAGUAAACCAGAAGAGUCUGUCUGUAAGCACCUGUCAGAAAUAUCACAGCAAGGAUGUAUUUAAGCAUUAUCGUGUGAUACAGGAGCAAGAGGCAUAUGUUAUUCAGGUGGAUCCCAAGGUCGUUUGCUCGUCGAUCGUGCAUGUUAUAAGUCAUUUUGUGAAUAGCUCGAACAAAACCCUGAAACCCUUUGUAAAGAUCUGUGAAUACGAGAAAAAAAUUGCAAUUUUUGAACAGAACAAUGAAGAUGGAGUGGUUACCAUGCGAUAUGCCCAAGACUCCCCAGGAAGCACAAAAACCUCCUCCUUACAUAAUUCACCUCCUCCUCUUCCACGAGAUCCUCUACCAGAAGAUGAAUAUGAGAACCCAGAUCAAGGAGAAAAACAAUGGAUUUCAAUCAGAGUACCUAAUGGGCCAAGAAAUCCCAGACCAGUCACAAGCUCAGGUCUGGGUGAGGAACUAAAAAGAAAAUUGCAAAUACGAAGACAGCAAAUUGAUUGAUUGCUAUUGGAUUCAUAGAAAAGGACUAAUUGUAACUGGACUACUAAAGUUGACAGCUGAGCACUCAGCUCAGCCUUAUUGGCUCUAAAAACAGCUCCUCUUUUAACUGUAAUUGUUUUUUGACUAACAGCGAUCCAGAACAGACUUUACCAAGCUGGAAGGCUCAUCUUUGGACAUUAUUAGCUGCAUAAUGUGGUUAAAUAAUGCAAAAGCACCAUGGAAAAUGGGGUACAGAUUACCUUAAACUUGAAAAACAGAGUGGUAGAAGAGUAAAGAGUGUCUGUAGUAUAUCAGUAGUGAGAAGCAGGACCAUCAUCAGGGGCAAAUGCAAAAGGUACUGCAGGUCUGGGCCCCAUGGCAGAGUGGGGUCCCAAGAUGUAAAAGCAUGAUUGAGAGUUGCAAAAAGGACAGCGAUUGUGCAGGAUUGAGUGGGGUUUGUGUGAGUUAUAGACUGAGUUUUAGCAUAAUUGGGGAUCGCUGGGAUGGAUCAGGGGUUGUGCAUACAAGGGUCUUUUUUUCCCAUAGUUGCCCAUUUUUCUCUCCUUGCAAUUUUAUUUAAUGCAAUGUGGCACAUUGCAUUAAAUAAAAUUGCAAGGGCUUGCCCUGCUAAAUGCAUCUCUUGUGUGCCGGUGAAAUUCUUCAUAUAUUUUUCUUGAUAGCAUGGCCCACCAACAUAGGUUAAUAAUAGUAGGACACUGCUAAUGUAGUAGUAUGGGGCCCCAUAAUUACUGAUGAACAAUUAAUACAAGUACACACACAAACAACAGCAAAAUAACUUCAACUGAGUAAAUAGAAGUUUUGGCACCUUGAGGCUAAUGGCAUUAGCCUAAAAUGGAUCACGUUAGUUUUUGGGCAUGAGAUUAUAAAUGUUGAGAAAUAACACAUAGAGUUUAUACAAAGAAGCAAUCUAACAUUAUAGACAUACUGCAUGUAAUUAGUAUUUAUUUUAAGGCAUUAUGAGCAGAAUGCCACAACUAGCGCAUUGUCCAUCCAUCCCCUAUAGGAGCAGAAGAUAUUAUGAAAUAUCUGUUGUAAAAGCCAACAUAGUUUUUAGUUGAUAUAGUCAUUUUUAAUAGGCCCCUUAUAAUACUGGAUGGGGUUUAAGCCUUGUUAAGUAAACUACCAGGAAAGAUCUAGGUGGGGAAUGAAGGAUGCAGGUAGAAAGAUGAAAUCAGGUGAGGCUUGUGCUUGAGCUGCUGGUGGCACUAUUCCUUUUCUGAAGGCUUUUCACACAGCUGGGAACCUGGAGUCCAGUAUUUACUGAAAAAUUUCCACACCAUACCUGUUGGUUGAUAGAAAGGAAUUAACAACAAUACAACUACUAGUGAAUCUACUCUACUGAAGCUAUCAUCUCCCUAAGGAAAAUCUCACCUAGUUCUGUUAAUGUUGAGAUCUCAUAUUUUAUGAUUCCAUUUCUGGUUUAUGUUUCUUCUAACUGUAAAUAUUAAUCAGUUUCUCCUAAUAAAACUAAAAUGUAAUCACACUA
Messenger RNA from Xenopus laevis (African clawed frog), 2579 nucleotides. Its product is annotated as signal-transducing adaptor protein 2. The coding region runs from base 74 to 1093 and encodes 339 amino acids. The transcript has 12 exons. NCBI's taxonomy places the organism in Eukaryota, Metazoa, Chordata, Amphibia, Anura, Pipidae. The record is from RefSeq and is a predicted model, not a curated record.